Molecule: messenger RNA, 3905 nt
Organism: Abrus precatorius (Indian licorice)
Lineage: Eukaryota; Viridiplantae; Streptophyta; Magnoliopsida; Fabales; Fabaceae
Exons: 5
Coding region: 382-3651 (1089 amino acids)
Molecular function (GO): phosphatidylinositol binding
Source: RefSeq, a predicted model, not a curated record
GACGCGCGCAAGGUAGAGUUGAUUGGGAGAAUGGUAGUUGAAGUAAGAUGCAUAUAAAUGGUAUUUUGCACCGGUAGUUUUGAAUCCACUUUUCUCCCUUCUCAUUAUUUCUUCAAUUUUUUAUUUUUAUUUUUUAAAGACAAAAUAGCGAAGAUCCGAUUCUCAUUUUUAUUUUUACUCUUUAUUUUCCUACUUCAUCGUCUUCCCAACCCUUGUGUUUCAGCGAAGCGUCUCUCUCCCUACUGUGCUCUAUUUACCUCGAUCGAACCCUGCGGUUCCUUCUAGAACCUUCCACAACCAGAGCUUCGCGUCCCUGUUUCUCUUCGAUCAAAUUCAAUCUCACUUUUUGAUUUUUUAUUUCAUCGUUAUUUGGAGUAUGAAAUGAUGAACGGAAGAGGUGAAGUUGGUUCACCAGAUCCGUUGGAUUCGUUCCCUCCGUUACGGAUUCGGCAAUCGGACGGUGCAUCGCGUCACUCUUCCGAUUCCGAGUUCGAGCGCUAUUGUAGCGCCAACUCGGUGAUGGGGACCCCAAACACCAGCAUGAGCAUGUGCAGCGCCAUAACGCUGUUCCAUGAUUUCUCCGAUUGCGACUUUGCUUGUUCUUCCGUCGACGGUAACAACGGUUUAGAGAAUUUGAAUUUAGGAAGAGGAAUCGUGGAGAUUAGGAACAACGACCAGAAGCGGAAUUUGCGCUACGGUUCCAGUGGAUUGGAGUUGUACGGUGAUUGCAGUGAUGACCUUUCUAUGACUGUGCUCGAUUCGUCAGAGUUGAUCGGGUUUAAGGAAAAUGAAGUGUCUAAGGGGAAUCGUGAAGAGGAUGGUGGAAACGGAAUCGAUGGUUUUGGAUUGGAAAUUGAAGACAGAGAGUUGAAGAGGGAAGAAGAAGGGGAAUUUUCGGAGGGUGAUGAUUCUGUUUAUGAUUAUGGGAGUGAUGGUGAUGAAGGAAAUGAGACUUAUUUGUCGAGGAGUGUGUGUUAUCGUCGGGAGCCAGAAGUGCGGAGCGAGGAUCCUUUGAUUAUGAACUCCUCUGUGGCCUUUGGUUUACGAGACUUGGAUGAUUAUCAUAGGAAGCUGGAAGCGGGAAAUGAGAAUUCCUUGUUUAUGAACUCUUCUGUGGCCUUUGGUUCACGAGACUUGGAUGAUUAUCAUAGGAAGCUGGAAGUGGGAAAUGAGAAUUCCUUGUUUAUGGACUCUUCCGUGGCAUUUGGUUCACGAGACUUGGAUGAUUUCUUGCUGCAAAACGGACCAAUGUCUGGCAUGAAUGAUCUGUUUUGUGAUCGGCGGGAAAAUAAUGGUCAAGUUCAAGAGAAUAGGGUGGAUUCUGGGUCUGUGGGUUUGAAUGGUUUUGGUCAGGAGGAAGAAAAAGAUGGAAAUGACACGAUCAUGGUCAAUAAAGAAGUUGAAGAAACUAAAGAUAUUGAUUGUUCUGCUGCUAUAAAAGAGGCCCGGGAUGGGGAAAUUAUUGCAGCAUGUGGUCAAGUUCAAAAUGCUGAUGUGUGUAAUACCAUAACAGAAAGUUUUCCCUUAACUGAUUGUUCUAAUGGUGUCAUACCACAGGUCCAAGGGUCUGACAUAUUGAUUAGUUGUACUGAUACUACUUCAAUGACUAAGGUUGACGAAGUUGAUUUGAAUCUGUUGGCAAAAGAAGCUCCUCAGGAUAUGGGUUUGGAUGCUACUGAUGGUGGUAGCAUGGAAAGGAGGAAUCAGUGUGUCAACAUUGAGAAAGCUAUUGCCACUGGUAAUGCUCAACUUGUAAACCCGGAGCUGGAUAAUUCUAAGUUCAAGUUGGAUCACUUUUGCGAUAACAGAGUUGAUAAAAAUUCUUUCAAUCUAUCCAACCAACUAGGGGAUAUUAAUGCAAAAUCAUUUGAGAGCCUUGAAAAAAUUGCGCAGCCUUUGAAUAGUAGAACAAGGAAAACAUUAGAGAGCUCUUCCACUUCAACUGAUCUCUUUGAAGAAAGUCCUGUGACAUCUAAGAUUGAGGACUUUGAGUUAAAUGAAUUCUAUGAUGAGGUUGUUCAGGAAAUGGAAGAAAUUUUACUGGAAUCUAUGGAUUCUCCUGGGGCUAGGUUUUCCAUGGGUAGCAACAGACUGCUUGAGCCACAAUUGGCUACACCUUUAAGAGAUGGUGGGUUGACUGCUUCGACUUCUACUACAGAUGAUGCUUACCUGCUUGUUCAGCGCCCAAGAAGAAUAGAUAAGAUUGAAGUGGUAGGUGCAAGGCAGAAGAAAGGGGAUGUUUCUUUCAGUGAAAGAUUGGUUGGGGUGAAGGAAUACACUGUAUAUAAAAUUAAAGUGUAUAGUGGCAAGGAUCAGUGGGAAGUUGAAAGAAGAUAUCGCGAUUUCCUUGCUUUUUAUCGUUGCAUGAAAACCUUAUUCAAUGAGCAAGGCUGGAAAUUACCUUUGCCUUGGUCUUCUGUUGAAAAGGAAACCAAGAUAUUUAGAAGUGCAUCAUCUCCUGAUAUUAUUGUGAAGAGAAGUGUUCUCAUUCAAGAGUGUUUGCAGUCUAUUCUCCGCUCCAGGUCCUUUUCAAGUCCUCCAAAAGCAUUGAUUUGGUUUUUGUCCCAUCAAGAUUCAUUUCCUACUUCACCUGUCUCAGAUACACCUGUGUCUCAGUCUUCUUUUACAAGAGGGGAAAAUAUUCAGAACUCUUCCACUUUAGGGAAAACCAUUUCACUUAUAGUUGAAAUUCCACCAAACAAAUCUAUGAAAAAGUUAUUAGAAGCACAACAACACACAUGUGCUGGAUGCCAUAAACAUUUUGAUGAUGGAAAAGCUUUGAUUUGGGAUUUCGUACAGACAUUUGGAUGGGGUAAGUCUCGACUUUGUGAAUACACUGGUCAGUUGUUUUGCUCUUCUUGCCAUACAAAUGAGACAGCAGUCUUGCCAGCAAGGGUUUUACAUCAUUGGGAUUUCACUCAUUAUCCUGUUUCUCAGCUUGCAAAGUCUUAUCUGGAUUCUAUACAUGAUAAGCCUAUGCUUUGUGUCACUGCAGUUAAUCCCUUGCUUUUGUCAAAGGUCCCAGCCUUGCUUCACAUCAUGAGUGUCAGAAAAAAGAUAGGAACAAUGCUUCCAUAUGUUCGCUGCCCAUUUCGGAGGUCUAUCAACAGAGGACUUGGAAACAGGAGAUAUCUUCUUGAAAACAAUGACUUUUUUGCUCUUAGAGAUUUGAUUGAACUUUCUAAAGGAGUCUUUGCUGCACUUCCUGUGAUGGUGGAGACUCUGUCAAGGAAAAUCCUGGAACACAUUACUGACCAAUGCCUCGUAUGCUGUGAUGUGGGAGUCCCCUGCAAUGCUCGACAAGAAUGCAGUGACCCAUCUUCUCUCAUUUUCCCAUUUCAGGAAGAUGAUAUUGAAAGGUGUAAAGCUUGUCAAUUGGUUUUCCAUAAGCGUUGCUUUAGAAAACUUGCAAAUUGUCCUUGUGGAGCACAACUCAGAUUGAACGAGACACGGAGCUUAUCUAACAGAGCAUGCCAAAUGGGAGGUGGUGAAACAAGAGGAGUUUUGGACUUGUUUGGUAGGGGACUGAGUUCUGGGUUAUCAACCAGGUUCCUCUCUGGACUGUUUACGAAGGAAAAGCCUGAGAUGUCUGGGGAGCAUAAAGACGAAAAUAUUAUUUCAAUGGGUUCCUUUCCUAGCACUUCUUUAUGAUCACAUCCUGUACCUUAGAAUAGAGUUGUCUGUCUAUAUCUCAAGGUUGAUCAGCUAUACCACUCAUUCUAUUGCAUCUUAGGAGGUUUCUUCGAUAAUCACAGUUGUUUAUGUAGUCAUUUUUUGGGCUUGCCAUUCUUUGUAGCAAAAAUUCAUGUAUAGUGUGCUAAGCCUUUUUUUUUCUUCAUUCUUUUCUUUUAUCUUCAAUGACUAUUGCUUGCUUUUGUCGCAUUUAUUGAAUAUAACUCUAGGAG